CACUAGUGAGACAAAACCCAGUUUAAUAAGCUGCCUGCAGCCGGAACACAUGAGACUGCCGCAGCACUUGUCCCUGGCCAACGGAUCGAGCCAACUAUUAAUGGCAACAGGCUGGAAGUUUAUGCGAAAAGUUUCUGAAAGUAAUACGCAGAGAACACACAAACCGAGCUAAGUCCUAUCAAGCAACAAUAAAUGGGAAAACGCGACGGGGAAAAAGCGCUUAAAUCAGCACAAGAAACCGCCAAGACCGAAAGAGAGCGGUAGAGAAGAAGGAAUCCACAGAAAAGUUUUCCGCCAGCGGAUUUCCAUUCUCCCGAGCAUCAUCAUCAUCAUACCAGGCUCCGUUAUUGUUUCGCCAAGGAUUACAUAUUAUGCGAUAAACAUGAAAUACACAAACGAUACACGAAUCAUUGUGUUCAUUUGCUGUUUGCUGCAAGGUUUUGCCGUUGGCCUGCGCAUGAUUAAGGUCUCCAUUCCCGCCUACAAAUUGCGUGGCGAGUCCGCUUUUCUGGAGUGCCAGUAUGAGCUGAACCGGACGCACCACACGAUCACGGGUCUGCAGAGCCACUCGGACCAUGCCCACGGUCACAACACCCACGCCGGAGAGUUCCACUAUCCGGAUGGCGAUGCGCUGGAGGACGAACGGUCGUCGUACCGCUCCAGGAUGCGGCAAAGCCAGCGGCAACAUGGCCAGCGGCCCAGGCAGCGGGAUCCCAUCGCCAUGCGUCAGUACCAGAGCCAACAGAGCCAUCAGCAGUUGCCAGCUCCGCCAGAGAAGUCGCCGUACGGGCACAGUGUUUACCGGGGCAGUGCCGCCUCCGGCUAUCUGGGCGCCGCCCAUGUGGGCGCCAGUACCCACAGCGGAUCCGUAUCCGUGAGCAACGGGAACAGUAACGGCGGUCCGGCGGCCUAUAUGCCCGAUUUCGAUCGGGCGGACAGCUUCGACGAUAGCCACGAUCGCGAGGAGGAGGAGGACGAGGACGAGGAGGAGCAGCCCGAGGAAGGCGAAGCCCUGUACGCCAUCAAGUGGUACAAGGACAACGAGGAGUUCUACCGAUACGUGCCAAAGGCCCGGCCGCCGAAGACCAGCUACCGGGUGGACGGUGUGCGAGUCAUUGAGGAGCUUUCGGACGCGAGUCGCGUUCUGCUGCGCGGACUGACGCUCAACUCGACCGGAUUGUACCGCUGCGAGGUGUCCGCCGAGGCGCCCAACUUCUCAUCUGUGCAGGGCGAGGGGCGGAUGGACAUUGUGUUUCUGCCGCGCGAUGGACCACACAUCAGAGGACAGCAGUAUCAGUAUCAGAUCGGCGAAUUCUUGUAUUUAAAUUGCACGUCAGGCAAGUCGCAUCCGGCCUCACAUUUGCAGUGGUUUGUCAAUGAGCAGUCGAUCCUCGACGAGCACUACCUGCACAAAUACAACGACAUCGUGCACAAACACGGGCUAAUCACCUCGACAUUGGGCCUGCAGCUGCCGCUCGAGCCGCGCCACUUCCACGAGGGCGACAUGCGCGUCAAGUGCCUGGCCAGCAUAUCGCCGGUGCUGUGGAAGGGUGGCAAGGAGAGUGUCCUGCAGCGGCGGCCGGGGAUCAUCGACAACCGCGAGGCCAUGCUGCUGGUGAAAGGUGCGGCUGUACACUCGGAGAGCAGUUUUCUGCGAACGCUAACCAUCGCCAUCAUCCUGGCCAGAACUGGGCAGUGGCUACUUGGCGCGGAGCUGACCUAAGCCGGACCGCCAAGAUGGCAGAUGGCACCCCAUUCGACUCGAUUCAAUUAACAAGCAUUCAUUUCAAUUCAAUUCAAUUCAAUUGCAAUUGCAGAGCAUAAAUGGUGAUUUUGUAUACUUUAAGUGUAAUAUCCUUAGUUCUUAAGCGACGAGAGGCGACGAGAAGGGAAAAGAAAAACAGACAAAUUGGGUAAAUGUGUUAUAGCAUGUAAAAAUCAUUAAGCAACGCGAGUGGAAACGAGUUAAAUAGUAUUAAAAACAGAUCCCAUUCGGAACGAAAAAGUAAACUCAUGCGCAGAGAGACGCACAGAAUUCAAUUAGCAAAAUUGUUAAGUAACUAAAUUCGAAUCCCAUAUAUAUAUAUAUGACAUAUCCCCGCCCAUCGUUCCCGAAUCAAGCCCAGCUGAGGGUUCGUUGUGCGUAAUUUCUGUGUAAAUACUUGAAUGGAACGACAAAGUCUAGGGCAAACUUUGGACUUUUGUCAAAUAAUGUCUGAGUGGCAUCAAUUUCGAAUGGUAGCUGGAAACUUUCCCAUAACAGAUGCUAAAACUACAUAAUUACAAAAAAACAAAAAGAAAAAGCAAAUGGGGAAAAGUAAGCUGGAAAAGUGCUCUUUUCCCCUCUUUUAGUUACGAUUCUGGCAAGUAUUUGCUUCCUGACUCUGAAAAGUAUUUCCGAUUGUAUUUAGUUUUGUAAAUUAAGUCCGUAAGGGAGAAGGGAACUUGAAAUUAAAUUAUAUUGUUGAUGGAUCCAUUACCGAUGGCUCUAAAGUUGAGAAGCUUUGAGUUGCCGCACAUCCUAGUUGUAUGAACUGUAUAAAAGAGAACCCGGAUAUGUGUCAUAUCCGUAUUGUUAAGAACCUUUGCUAAACUAGAACUAUAAGUUAGGUGUUUAAGUUGUAGUCGAACUGUCCCCCAGAAAAUAUUCCCCACAUCCUGUAUGUAGCGGUACCUAAAGGAUAAGGUCUCCCGAAAGAUAUAACUACUAUAUAUGAUGAUAUGUAUAUGUAUACAGUAAAUGAGUACGACAAGACCCCUUUUUCCCCCCAGAGUGUUUAAACAAAUAUAAAUGUGAAAGCAAA
Messenger RNA from Drosophila sechellia, 2804 nucleotides. RefSeq names its product beaten path IV (gene beat-IV). The transcript has 6 exons. The coding region runs from base 383 to 1723 and encodes 446 amino acids. Lineage: Eukaryota; Metazoa; Arthropoda; Insecta; Diptera; Drosophilidae. The record is from RefSeq and is a predicted model, not a curated record.